AUGUCAUUCAAGGCAACUAUCACUGACUCGGGAAAGCAGAAUAUCUGGUUUCGGGCGAUAUACGUGCUAUCUACAAUCCAGGACGAUAUCAAGAUUACUGUAACCUCAAAUGAGUUGAUCGCGUGGUCAAUGAACGAAACGGACACUACACUUUGUCAAAUUAGGUUUGAGAAGACCUUUUUUGAGGAAUAUGAAUUUAAACCACAUGAAAUCGUUUUUGGAGAUAAUGGGGUUCAAGUUAUAGAAGAUGCAUAUGGAAAUAAUCACAAGCUAUAUUCCUUCCGUACUAAUGGGAGGCAUCUAACGACCAUAUCGAGAAAAACGGAUGGUGAUGGCAUUAAAUCAUUCACCAUUGCAGUGAAUAACACCUCUACAUGUCCUGAAUCGCUCGCAAACAGAUUAAUUGUAGUGAUUGAGAUGGAUUCGCUAAUAGUAAAAGAAUACAGUCCUCAAUUCCAGCCAAUAAAGUACGAUCCUAUCAUAAUCAAUCUUAAGUAUAAAAGGAGGUUUUUAGAUGUUUUUGGAACCGCAGCAUCCGAUCGGAAUCCACAGGAGCCGUUGGAUCCUAAACUAUUAGACGUUUUUAAAAAUACUGAACGUGAGCUAUCAUCGGCUUUAUUUAAUGAAGAAGUAGAAUCAGACAUACGUAAAAGGAACCAGUUGACGGCUGCUGAUGAAAUCAAUUAUGUUUGUUGUAAUUCAACCUUGUUGAAGAAUUUUUUAGAUAACUGUAAUAUCAAUGUAACUGAUGAAGUGAAAUUGGAAAUUAACGUACACAGGUUAAGCAUAACUGCGUUUACCAAAGCUGUUUAUGGAAAAAACAACGAUCUUUUGAGAAAUGCAUUAAGCAUGAGUAACACAAUUAGUACGCUGGACCUUGAACAUUAUUGCUUAUUCACGACAGUUGAAGAUGAAAAACAAGAAAGGCAAUCACGUUGUAAACGAAAAGAGCAUAUGAAAAGUAUAAUAUUCAAACUAAAGGAUUUUAAAAACUUCAUAACGAUAAGCCCAUCCUGGAAAAGUACCCAGGGUGGAAAUGAUAAUAUAAGUUUAUGGUUUUGUCACCCAGGAGAUCCUAUUCUGAUACAGAUGCAAAAACCGGGCGUGAAACUAGAACUUGUUGAAGUUACUGACAGUAAUAUAAGCGAUAAUGUAUUAGGAGGCAAAUUUAUAAAGGCAGCCACCUCAGAUUCGAAAGAAGUGGCUGAACAAAAAGAUAAUAGGGAAAACUACGGAAGCCCACUAAGAAGUAGAACCGCUCUAAAAAGGGAAAAUCCGCCACAUUCGGUUAUCGGAGCUCGAGGAAGUCCAUUGAAAGUAUCAUCGCUAGUUCCUGAUAGUGUUAGCACCGUUACAAAGAGAUUUAAAAAUAACACGGCGAGAAAGUUAUUUGUAGAAGAACAAAGUCAGAGUGUUACUUAUGGAAAAGAUAACCUGUUCGAGCAGGCCGUUUCAGUUGAUUCAAACAUGGAUCAAGAACAAAAUAUCCGUAAUCAUCAAACUCAUAAAGCUCUUUCACAUAAUCAAACUAACUCUUCAAAAAGAUCUGUAAACGAUGUUUGUGAUGGGGACGUGGACUCUACCCAACGAUCUACCUUUGCGAAAAGAGCAGACACUACAGUGACGUGGGGCAAAAUUUUACCAACCGCAGAUGAUGAGAUUCUAGGCAGCAAUUUUAAUAGCAAAGAAAUGCUCAAGAAAGAAAAAUUGAAACAUAUGCAAGGCCUCAUGAAUUUCAAGAAUGACACAACUGAUUACCAAAAAAGGGAUAAUGAGGAGGAGGAAGGUGGGCUGGGUCUCACACAAGUGGAAAAACCAAGAGGUUUAUUUGAUUGA
Messenger RNA from Saccharomyces mikatae IFO 1815, 1836 nucleotides. It is a transcript of the gene DDC1, whose product is annotated as Ddc1p. Gene Ontology annotation, cellular component: checkpoint clamp complex; condensed nuclear chromosome. The record is from RefSeq and is a predicted model, not a curated record. The coding region runs from base 1 to 1836 and encodes 611 amino acids. NCBI's taxonomy places the organism in Eukaryota, Fungi, Ascomycota, Saccharomycetes, Saccharomycetales, Saccharomycetaceae. Gene Ontology annotation, biological process: recombinational repair; DNA replication checkpoint signaling; mitotic intra-S DNA damage checkpoint signaling. The transcript has a single exon.